Molecule: messenger RNA, 699 nt
Organism: Aspergillus steynii IBT 23096
Lineage: Eukaryota; Fungi; Ascomycota; Eurotiomycetes; Eurotiales; Aspergillaceae
Exons: 2
Coding region: 49-699 (216 amino acids)
Source: RefSeq, a predicted model, not a curated record
GGGUGAAAUAUCCGGUAUUUUUCUGCGAACUCUUGCAAUCUACCAGACAUGCCUGGCGCGAAGCAUUCGUUUAGCAAGUCCACAAUUGCAGGCAAGCGGGCUAAGCGGUCAUCAGCCAAAGCGCCCUCGUAUCCCGAGCUAGAUCUCAAGCCAGAAUUUAUCAAGUCGGUCACGACAAAUACGCCUCGUCUGGCCGGUCUACUUGGCCUCGAAACAAACCGGGAGCUGGUACUGAUGGUGCCGAAGGAUACUUCGGUAUCGCCAAUCUUUGACAGCUCCCUCGACAGCUACCGAGCGUCAUACAACACGGAUCCGAAAGGGCCGAUUGUGGCCAACUACAGCCCGGAGACACUGUACUCCCUGUGUCGCGACCGAACAUAUGACGAGAUGGUCUGCGCCCCUCAGGCGCCGGUACUGAUGCCGGACGACUCCGUCUUUGACACAAAGAAGGCCAUGCACAAGAACUUGGUGAUUAUUAACCACACCUUCCGAUUCAUGAUAGCGAAACAGUCCCUGUUCGGCCGGGCUGAUCUCCAGAACAGCAAGAGGGUCAUUGACCCCGAAGAUUGGUUCAAGGCAUUCUCCACCGUGCACUGGGCCAACAAGGCGUCAAGAAAGCGACCCCCCGGAGCGACCGAGCCAGCAGACGGGCCAGCCAACUACGAGACAUUUUGGCUUCAGAAUACGGAGAGGCGAUAG